Messenger RNA from Argiope bruennichi, 4697 nucleotides. Its product is annotated as fibroin heavy chain-like. The transcript is spliced from 2 exons. Bases 75 to 4697 code for a protein of 1540 amino acids. NCBI's taxonomy places the organism in Eukaryota, Metazoa, Arthropoda, Arachnida, Araneae, Araneidae. The record is from RefSeq and is a predicted model, not a curated record.
UAGAGGUUAUAUGUAUAUAUAUAUGAACAUUAUUCGCUCUGAUGCAUCACUGCAGUUUGUAGUAAAGAGAAAAGAUGGAUAUUUUGUCUAUUCUCCUACCUCUCCUAAUACUGACUAUUGGAUUCAGUUCUGCUGCGCUUGAUAGAGGGGGAUCACUAGCAGCAUCAGAAUCAACAGCUGCUGCAGAAGGAAGAAGAGCAAGCGCUGCAUCAGGAGCGGCAGCUGCAUCUGAUGUAGGAGGAUCACUCGCUGCAUCAGGAUCAACAGCUGCUGCGGAAGGAAGAAGAGCAAGCGCUGCAUCAGGAUCAACAGCUGCUGGAGAAGGAAGAAAAGCAAUCGCUACAUCAGGAGCAACAGCUGCAUCGAAAAGAGGGGGAUCAACCGCUGGAUCAGCAGCAGAGGCAGCAGGAGGGGGAGGGGGGUCAGAAUCAGCAGAAGGAAACAUUUACGGAUCAACAGUCGGAACAUCAGGAAGCGGAAUUACAAGAGGAUCAAAUGUCAUCUACAGUUACAACGACGCUGGAAAUUCUGCCUUCUCAGGCAUUUACGCAAACAACGGAGGAACGGGAGGCUACUACUUCUACGAAACUCCUGAUUACUCAGCUGCAACAGGAGAAGGAGGAGCAGGCGUUUACUCACAAAGCAGUAACUUCAACAACGAUUAUGGAGAAUUUUUGAAUGGCCCGAUAUAUUCGAGUGAUAUAGAUCCAUCAGUUGGUGACUAUGAUUCCGAAAUAUACCGGAUAUCAACUGGAACUGCUCAAAGAGCUGGAGGUAGAGGUUAUGGAUCAGGAGCAGGUGCUGCAUCAGGAGCAACAGCUGCUGCUGAAGGAAGAAGAGCAAACGCUGCAUCAUUAGCAGCAGCUGCAUCGGAAAGAGGGGGAUCACUCGCUGCAUCAGGAUCAACAGCUGCUGCAGAAGGAAGAAGAGCAAACGCUGCAUCAGGGGCAGCAGCUGCGUCGGGAAGAGGAGGAUCGCUCGCCGCAUCUGGAUCAACAGCUGCUGCCGAAGGAAGAAGAGCAAACGCUGCAUUAGGAGCAGCAGCUGCGUCGGGAAGAGGAGGAUCGCUCGCCGCAUCUGGAUCAACAGCUGCUGCCGAAGGAAGAAGAGCAAACGCUGCAUCAGGAGCAGCUGCGUUGGGAAGAGGAGGAUCACUCGCUGCAUCAGGAUCAACAGCUGCUGCAGAAGGAAGAAGAGCAAACGCUGUAUCAGGGGCAGCAGCUGCGUCGGGAAGAGGAGGAUCACUCGCUGCAUCAGGAUCAACAGCUGCUGCAGAAGGAAGAAGAGCAAACGCUGCAUCAGGGGCAGCAGCUGCCUCGGGAAGAGGAGGAUCACUCGCUGCAUCAGGAUCAACAGCUGCUGCAGAAGGAAGAAGAGCAAACGCUGCAUCAGGGGCAGCAGCUGCGUCGGGAAGAGGAGGAUCACUCGCUGCAUCAGGAUCAACAGCUGCUGCAGAAGGAAGAAGAGCAAACGCUGCAUCAGGGGCAGCAGCUGCCUCGGGAAGAGGAGGAUCACUCGCUGCAUCAGGAUCAACAGCUGCUGCAGAAGGAAGAAGAGCAAACGCUGCAUCAGGAGCGGCAGCUGCCUCGGGAAGAGGAGGAUCACUCGCUGCAUCAGGAUCAACAGCUGCUGCAGAAGGAAGAAGAGCAAACGCUGCAUCAGGAGCGGCAGCUGCCUCGGGAAGAGGAGGAUCACUCGCUGCAUCAGGAACAACAGCUGCUGCAGAGGGAAGAAGAGCAAUCGCAGCAUCAGGAGCAACAGCUGUAUCUGAAAGAGGGGGAUCAACAGCUGGAUCAGGAGCAGAGGCAGCAGGAGGUGUAGGAGGAUCAGAAUCAGCAGAAGGAAUCAUUUACGGAUCAACAGUCGGAACAUCAGGAAGCGGAAUUACAAGAGGGUCAAAUGUCAUCUACAGUUACAACGACGCUGGAAAUUCUGCCGUCCCAGGCAGUUACGCAAGCAACGGAGGAACUGGAGGCUACUACUUCUACGAAACUCCUGAUUACUCAGCUGCUACAGGAGAAGGAGGAGCAGGCGUUUACUCACAAAGCAGUAACUUCAACAACGAUUAUGGAGAAUUUUUGAAUGGCCCGAUAUAUUCGACUGAUAUAGAUCCAUCAGUUGGUGACUAUGAUUCCGAAAUAUAUUGGAUAUCAACUGGAACUGGUCAAAGAAAUGGAGGUAGAGGUUAUGGAUCAGGAGCAGGUGCUGCAUCAGGAGCAACAGCUUCUGCUGAAGGAAGAAGAGCAAACGCUGCAUCAGGAGCAGCAGCGGCGUCGGGAAGAGGAGGAUCUCUCGCCGCAUCUGGAUCAACAGCUGCUGCAGAAGGAAGAAGAGCAAACGCUGCAUCAGGAGCGACAGCAGCAUCGGGAAGAAGAGGAUCACUCGCUGCAUCAGGAUCAACAGCUGCUGCAGAAGGAAGAAGAGCAAGCGCUGCAUCAGGAGCGGCAGCGGCGUCGGGAAGAGGAGGAUCGCUCGACGCAUCUGGAUCAACAGCUUCUGCAGAAGGAAGAAGAGCAAGCGCUGCAUCAGGAUCAACAGCUGCUGCAGAAGGAAGAAGAGCAAGCGCUGCAUCAGGAUCAACAGCUGCUGCAGAAGGAAGAAGAGCAAGCGCUGUAUCAGGAGCAGCAGCGGCGUCGGGAAGAGGAGGAUCACUCGCCGCAUCAGGAUCAACAGCUGCUGCAGAAGGAAGAAGAGCAAACGCUGCAUCAGGAGCGGCAGCUGCAUCGGGAAGAGGAGGAUCACUCGCUGCAUCAGGAUCAACAGCUGCAGCAGAAGGAAGAAGAGCAAGUGCUGCAUCAGGAGCGGAAGCUGCAUCGGAUACAGGAGGAUCACUCGCCGCAUCAGGAUCAACAGCUGCUGCAGAAGGAAGAAGAGCAAGCGCUGCAUCAGGAGCGGCAGCUGCAUCGGGAAAAGGAGGAUCACUCGCUGAACCAGCAGCCGAGGCAGCAGGAGGUGGAGGGGGAUCAGAAUCAGCAGAAGGAAUCCUUUACGGAUCAACAGUCGGAACAUCAGGAAGCGGAAUUACAAGAGGAUCAAAUGUCAUCUACACUUACAACGACGCUGGUAAUUCGGCCUUCUCAGGCAGUUACGCAAGCAACGGAGGAACGGGAGGCUACUACUUCUACGAAACUCCUGAUUACUCAGGUGCUACAGGAGAAGGAGGAGCAGGCGUUUACUCACAAAGCAGUAAAUUUAACAAUAAAUAUGGAGGAAUUUCGAAUGGCCCAAUAUAUUCGAGUGAUAUAGAUCCAUCAGUUGGUGACUAUGAUUCCGAAAUUUAUUGGAUAUCAACUGGAACUGCUGAAAGAGCUGGAGGUAGAGGUUACGGAUCAGGAGCAGGUGCUGCAUCAGGAGCAACAGCUGCUGGAGAAGGAGGGAGAGCAAGUGCUGCAUCAGGAGCAGCAGCUGCAUCGGGAAGAGAAGGAUCACUCGCUGCAUCAGGAUCAGCAGCUGCUGCAGAAGGAAGGAGAGCAAGCGCUGCAUCAGGAGCGGCAGCUGCAUCGGGAAGAGGAGGAGCAAACGCUGCAUCAGGAGCAGGAGCAGCAUCGGAUAGAGGGGGAUCAGUCGCUGCAUCAGGAUCAACGGCUGCUGCAGACGGAAGAGGAGCAAGCGCUGCAUCUGGAGCAGCAGCUGCAUCGCAAAGAGGGGGAUCACUUGCUGCAUCAGGAUCAACGGCUGCUGCAGACGGAAGAGGAGCAAGCGCUGCAUCUGGAGCAGCAGCUGCAUCGCAAAGAGGGGGAUCACUUGCUGCAUCAGGAUCAACAGCUGCUGUAGACGGAAGAGGAGCAAGCGCUGCAUCUGGAGCAGCAGCUGCAUCGCAAAGAGGGGGAUCACUUGCUGCAUCAGGAUCAACAGCUGCUGUAGACGGAAGAAGAGCAAACGCUGCAUCAGGAGCAGCAGCAGCAUCGCAAAGAGAGGGAUCAGUCGCUGCAUCAGGAUCAACAGCUGCUGCAGACGGAAGAGGAGCAAGCGCUGCAUCAGGAGCGGCAGCUGCAUCGGGAAGAGGAGGAUCACUCGCUGCAUCAGGAUCAACAGCUGCUGCAGAAGGAAGAAGAGCAGGCGCUGCAUCAGGAGUGGCAGCUGCAUCGGGAAGAGAAGGAUCACUCGCUGCAUCAGGAUCAGCAGCUGCUGCAGAAGGAAGGACAGCAAUCGCAGAAUCAGGAGCAGCAGCUGCAUCGGAAAGAGGGGGAUCAACCGCUGGAUCAGCAGCAGAGGCAGCAGGUGGUGGAGGGGGAUCAGAAUCAGCAGAAGGAAUCCUUUACGGAUCAACAGUCGGAACAUUAGGAAGCGGAAUUACAAGAGGAUCAAAUGUCAUCUACAGUUACAACGACGCUGGAAAUUCUGCCUUCUCGGGCAGUUACGCAAGCAACGGAGGAACGGGAGGCAACUACUUCUACGAAACUCGUGAUUAUUCAGCUGACACAUUAGAAGGAAUUGCAAGCGGUUACUCACAAAGCACUAACUUUAACAACGAUUUUGGAGGAUUUUUGAAUUUCCCGAUAUAUUCGAGUUAUAUAUAUCCAUCAGUUGGUGACUAUGAUUCCGAAAUAUAUAGGAUAUCAACUGGAACUGAUGAAAGCGCUUUAAGAAAUUUUGGUGCAGUAUCUGGAGUGGCAGCAAAAUCGAUCUACAGUGAUGUACCAGGUGAGGGAAGGGGAGCCGCUGCGAACGCAGGAUCCUUUAGUUUUUAUGGGUAG